AUGAACGCAGGAGGCCUUUACAGACUGUUCCAGGCUACCAUCCUCCUCUACAUCACAUCCUCCAUCAUCUAUCAGCAACGAUAUCUCAAAACUGAAAACGUCAUCAACGGAGCGGUCAGGGUCACUUUACAGGCGCCGGCAGAUGGAAUAGCAACAUCAGCAUACUGCAGACCAUCAGCAGCAACAGCAGCAUCCCCUCCAUUACCGGGAUCAACAUCCCCAUGUCUCUACUGGAGUUCAAACGACAUUCUCUACGAGCCAGGCGUAGACGGAGCACUCAUCACUACACGGGCACAAAUUACACAGUACGGACCCUUCAACAACCAAACAAAUGCCACUCCAACAAAGUGCGAUGUCAAUGCGCCCAUCGCUGCGGGAUGUGACCCGCACUCUGCUCCUACGACUUUGUUGUUGCCAACCUCGUUGGUGGCGGAUAUUGAGCGGUUCACGUUGAUGCUGGAGCAUUCUAUUCGUGGGCAGGCGACGGGGCUGCAGAUUCGGUCGGGAAAUAUGGAGGCGGGAGUGUUGCGUGAUUCUGGAUCGGGGGAAGUUUUGAAGUCGUUCACGGAUCAGAGUCGAUAUGUCCCUGCUGCUGUUACUUCAACAGUCGAUACAAAGGUGGCAAACGAAUCAGUGACAGCAUCAGCAACAGCGACAGUGGAUGGCAGCAAGAUGGUUCAUUUGGCAGGAGACGUGAUGACCGUAGGCGAGUUCUUGAAAGCCGCUGGCGUGAACCUGGACGAUAUAUCGACUUCGCCAUCAGCGUCUGUCAAUGAGACUGUGCGGUCCUCGGGGAUUGUUGUGAUCGUGGUGAUUCAGUAUGCGGCCAAAGGCUGGAACCCCAACAAGAUCAGCUACGAGUAUCUGCCCAAGGCCAUCCCUGACCAAGAGUACAAGGUUAUUGAGACCAUCCGCGACUUCCGCGGAGGCAAUCGAGUCGAGAUCAAUCGGCAUGGCAUCCGAAUCGUAUUCUCACAAGCCGGCCAAUUGGGUCAGUUCUCACUGAUGACUCUGUUGACCAACCUCGUCGCAGCAGUGGCGCUCUUCAAGGUCGCCAACAUCAUUGUCGAACUUAUGAUGCUCCGUCUUCACCCUCAGAAGAAGAUCUAUACCCGCGCCAAGUUUGAGCACGCCAGGAAUGAUGUCCCACCACUGCAACGGGAUGGUACCGGCAGUAUCAGCGCUACUGGACCGAAGGAGUUGACGGCCGGUGAGGAACAGACUGGGACUGGGACUGGAAGCAAUUCGAGUUUUAGGGGGCGACCUCAGCAUGAUGGACUGGACAGCGAGACGGUGUCACCUGGCUCGUCAGUUUCUGCAUUGGGUGGUUCUGGAAAGACUGCAGGGCGGUCUGGUGGAUUCGGUGAGUCGGCAGAGGGCUCUCGUCAAGCAGGAUUCUCGCGUCGUGGCGGUAUUGACGAAGAGGCCGCCUCUCGCAACCAACAUGAGGAACUGGAGGACUUUUUGACAUCCAGCGACGACAGCGGUGACAGUGAUGCAGAUGUCAAGAGAGAAAGACGGAGAUCCUACGUUCAGGACUCGCUGACAAAAUCCCAGAGCAGCUCUGUCGACCCCACACGGUCUCAGCUCCGUGUGGUUGUGUCGAGACAGAGCAAUGACAACCUUUCAGGAUACGGAUCCAAGGAUGCUUGUCACAGUGUAACAACACCCAUCUCGACCAACGGAACUGUGGGUCGCCAGCACGGCAAUCAGUUGACAAAGGCUGCAUCCAGCAAGGCGACGGCGAUGAGCGGUGUUGACUGGAACAGGAAUGGCUCGAGUUCCGCACUCAGUGGUGGGGAUGUUACCCCGGGUGUUGCCAGGACAACUACUACUAUCCGCCCCACAGCAGCGUCCAUUUAUGGUCUUGGUCAAGGGUAUGGUUCGAUGACCUCUCGAGACUCGACGGAUGAGAUUGAGAUUGAGACUCGGUUUGGACCUGUCCGGCCGAAUGAGUACAAAGGGUUCAACCCUGGUGGGUUGUCGCUGACUGGAACUCCUCCACUGUCACCUUCCCCCUCACAGGCACGGUAUGCAAUUGGUGGAUCGAUGCGUCGUGGAUCUGCGACCCCCGAGCGGUCGACUGUAUAUGGUGUCUCGACACCUAGCCCUAUUCGAAGUGCAGAGCCCUUCUCGGCGUUCAGAUCUCCGGCAACAAUGCAGGCUACUUCGCCCAGUCCUGUCUUUUUCGGUCACCACCAUCAUUAUAACCAAAGCGGUAUGGAUCGUCGUGGAUCUGUUGCGGAGGACGAUAGGGGAGGCAGCAGUCGUACCAAGAAGCAUCCAUCCGCCAUGAAAUCGACCGGUCUUGCGUCGCCCUCUUCGCCUCAUGAGAUGACAAGGACUCUCAAGUCUCGUCACUCUUCUGGAUCGUUGUCGUCGCUGUCCAGUUCGUCGUCAAUGUCGUCGUUGGCUUCUUUCUACGAGGGAGGUGAUCUACAACGGAGUGUUACCCCUGGUGCGAUGACCAGUUUUGGAUUUUGUCAAUCAGGCACAGGAGUUGGAGGAGGUGGAACUCGGUCAUCAACUUCGACAUGGUCGUAUGGUCUCCCUGACAGUCCGCUCCGAGGGGAAUGCAGUGGAGGAGAGAGACUUACAGGAUUCACGACUCGAUAUACAACACCCCGCCAUUGCUCCAAGAAGGACAGGUCUGCAGCUACCGGUGGCUCAGGAGGGCGUGAGCAUAAGAAACGUCGGAAGGAGUACAGCCAAGCAACACUUGCUGGUGGUCGGUAUGAGUCUCCGCUGCAGUCGAAAUCAGAGGUGAUCUUGACGAGGCCCAUGUUUGGACUGGGUAGUUCGAGCAACAUGUCGUCCUUCUCGUUGUCGUUGGCUGCUUCUACAGAGUCGCCUUCUCCCAAGGAUGUCAAGGGCAAGCAUGUUGAUUCCAAGUGGUCUGUUGAGGGGAGCUCUUCUGUCCCAACUCCCACCGUUGCACCAUCUACAACGACGGCGUUCAAUGUGACGAUGGCGCCCUUCCAGCUGCCCAUGCCAGCCUACUUCAGCCAGGGACUGGGCUCGAAACUGGAUCUGGAGGAUGCACUUGCAGGAUUCCCUUCCUCUUCGUCGUCAAGCUCGACUCCUGCUGCUACUUCAACAACACUCGGCGGAAAGCAACCACAGCGAGGAGGAAACAUAAACAGUCUGCGCCGUACGUUGCGCUCUUCAGUGUCAUCACCUUCGCUGUUGACGAGUCAUCGGGAUGCUACUUCUGCGAUUGCUGCGACCUCGGGGUUGCCUGCGCAGGCUCAGCUGGCGUCGCAUAGCGACCUCCCGCCCAAAUCUGGAAUCGUUGAGCCUUCUUUGAUUUCGUCGUCUUCGUCAUCUCCAAGGUCGAGCAGCGUGAGUGGACAGGAUGCCACUGUCUUGUCGCAGUCGCUCUUUGACGCCUCUGUAUCAAGUGCGACCGGUGCUCCUACUGUGCACUCCACAGUAUCUGGUGACGAACGAACUGCAAGAUCUCGUCUUUUAAACGCCGGAUCUGUUGGUCACUUUGCACAUACAACACCGGACCAAGGCGGCGACAACCGUAGUAACACUCCGAAAGUAGCGUCUUACACCAGCUUCCAGGGAACCACACCGGCGCUUGUCAGCGCUGUCUCCCACUUUUCGGGAACCUCUUCCUCUUCCUCUUCCUCCUCCUCGUUCGCGCCUUCUGACGCCAGAUACCCAUCUGCUCCUAUGAGCGGCUCCAAUGUAGCGAGAACGUCUGUAGAAUACCCGUUCACCAGGAUACCCUCUUCCAGUCCUGGAGCAACAUCAACCACCACCGCCACCACCGCCCCACCCCCUGUCGCCUUACAGCCUCACCUUCCCCACGUCAACCACACCCAUCCCAACCUCAUCCUCCUCUUCCGCUCUUGGAGUAAGUGGAAGCAACCCGCAACAGUAUUAUACGAACCCGACGAGCACAUUCUUCACAAGCCCGAUUACAUCCUCAUGCGUGAUGACGAUCCCCGAAACGGGGGUCCGGGUGCUGGGGCCGACGAUUACGAUGAUCACUGA
Linnemannia hyalina is the source of this 4005-nucleotide messenger RNA. NCBI's taxonomy places the organism in Eukaryota, Fungi, Mortierellomycota, Mortierellomycetes, Mortierellales, Mortierellaceae. The record is from the annotation of a GenBank genome assembly.